CGUUCCGCUCCGCUCCGCUCCGGACCUGCCACGAGCACGACCCCAGGAUGCCGUCCCAGAUGGAACACGCCAUGGAGACCCUCAUGUUCACCUUCCACAAGUACGCGGGGGACAAGGACCACCUGGCCAAGGAGGACCUGAGGGCCCUCAUGGAGAAGGAAUUCCCAGGAUUCCUGGAGAACCAGCGGGACCCCAUGGCCCUGGAGAAGAUCCUGAGGGACGUGGAGCAGAGCCGGGAUGGCCGGGUGGGCUUCCAGGGUUUCUUCUCGCUGGUGGCCGGGCUCACCAUCGCCUGCAACGAUUACUUCGUGCUGCACAUGAAGCAGAAGGGCCGCAAGUGAGGGGGCACCUGGGGGUGCUGAACCCUCCCCCAAGGGGUGCUGACACCCCCUCACACCCCUGGGUGGUGCCUUAACCCACCUCUCCCAGGUCCUGCCUUAAC
Messenger RNA from Empidonax traillii (willow flycatcher), 442 nucleotides. RefSeq names its product S100 calcium binding protein A10 (gene S100A10). The coding region runs from base 48 to 341 and encodes 97 amino acids. NCBI's taxonomy places the organism in Eukaryota, Metazoa, Chordata, Aves, Passeriformes, Tyrannidae. Gene Ontology annotation, cellular component: cytoplasm. The record is from RefSeq and is a predicted model, not a curated record. The transcript has 3 exons.